Molecule: messenger RNA, 2407 nt
Organism: Puma concolor (puma)
Lineage: Eukaryota; Metazoa; Chordata; Mammalia; Carnivora; Felidae
Source: RefSeq, a predicted model, not a curated record
GGAUUGUUCGUGAAAAGCACUUGAGAGCCUGGGAGAGGAAGGGAUGGAUAGUAACAUCCACCUGAGUAGUUUGAUAAGCCGGCAUGAUGAUGAAGCCACGAGAACAUCUACCUCAGAAGGGCUGGAGGAGGGAGAGGUGGAGGGGGAGACUCUCCUGAUCGUUGAAUCGGAGGACCAGGCAUCAGUGGACUUAUCUCAUGAUCAGAGUGGGGAUUCCCUCAACAGUGACGAAGGAGAUGUGUCCUGGAUGGAGGAGCAGCUGUCCUACUUCUGUGACAAGUGCCAAAAAUGGAUACCGGCCAGUCAGCUGAGGGAACAGCUCAGUUACCUUAAGGGUGAUAAUUUUUUUAGAUUCACUUGUUCCGAUUGCUCAGAAGAUGGCAAGGAGCAGUAUGAAAGGCUGAAACUGACAUGGCAGCAAGUCGUCAUGCUGGCAAUGUAUAACUUGUCUCUGGAAGGAAGUGGACGGCAAGGUUAUUUCCGAUGGAAAGAAGAUAUCUGUGCUUUUAUUGAGAAACAUUGGACCUUUUUACUGGGGAAUAGGAAGAAGACUUCGACCUGGUGGAGCACAGUAGCGGGUUGCCUCAGUGUGGGAAGCCCCAUGUUCUUCCGUUCAGGGGCUCAAGAGUUCGGAGAACCAGGAUGGUGGAAGCUCGUUCACAACAAGCCACCAACAAUGAAGCCUGAAGGAGAGAAGCUGUCUGCCUCUACCCUGAAAGUAAAAGAUACUUCUCUUUUGGCAGCCUCAAAACCAGCUUUAGAUCCCGUCAUUACUGUGGAGGGCCUUCGAAAACGGGCAAGUCGUAAUCCCGUGGAAUCUGCCAUGGAAUUAAAAGAGAAAAGGUCUCGUACUCAGGAAGCAAAGGACAUUAGGAGAGCCCAGAAGGAAGCAGCUGGCUUUCUGGACAGGAGUACUUCUUCGACCCCUGUGAAGUUUAUAAGCCGCGGCCGCAGGCCAGACGUGGUUCUAGAAAAAGGGGAAGUGAUUGACUUCUCAUCCUUGAGCUCCUCUGACCGCACCCCUCUGACAAGCCCGUCUCCUUCUCCGUCUCUGGAUUUCUCUGCCCCUGGGACCCCCGCCUCUCACUCGGCCACACCCAGCUUGCUUUCAGAGGCAGAUCUGAUUCCAGAUGUGAUGCCACCACAAGCCUUGUUUCACGACGAUGACGAGAUGGAAGGCGAUGGGGUCAUAGACCCAGGGAUGGAGUAUGUACCUCCGCCUGCUGGGGCAGCAGCUUCUGGGGCAGUGGUCGGGGGCAGAAAGAAGGUCAGAGCGCCUGAACAGAUAAAGCAGGAGGUGGAGAGCGAGGAGGAAAAGCCUGACAGGAUGGACAUUGACAGCGAAGACACAGAUUCCAACACAUCUUUGCAAACGAGGACUCGAGAGAAGAGGAAACCCCAGCUGGAGAAGGACAGGAAACCUAAAGGGCCCAAGUACACCCCCGUGAGCAUCUACGAGGAGAAGCUGCUCCUGAAGAGGCUGGAAGCUUGUCCCAGUGCCGUUGCCAUGACGCCAGAAGCUCGCAGACUGAAGCGGAAAUUGAUUGUCAGACAAGCGAAAAGGGAUAGGGGAUUACCACUUUUUGACUUGGAUCAAGUUGUUAAUGCUGCUCUUCUGUUAGUUGAUGGAAUUUAUGGAGCCAAAGAAGGGGGAGUUUCCAGGCUUCCAGCUGGACAAGCCACAUACAGAACAACCUGUCAGGACUUCAGAAUCCUUGACCGAUACCAGACUGCCUUGCCAUCCAGGAAAGGGUUUCGGCACCAGACCACUAAGUUUCUGUAUCGUUUGGUGGGAUCAGAAAAUAUGGCUGUGGACCAGAGUAUCGUCAGUCCUUACACCUCUCGGAUCUUGAAACCUUACAUCAGGCGUGAUUAUGAAACAAAGCCACCCAAACUACAGCUCCUGUCACAGAUUCGCUCCCACCUGCAUAGGAGUGACCCUCAUUGGACCCCGGAAGCUGACGCACCUCUUGAUUACUGCUAUGUCCGGCCAAAUCACAUCCCAACAAUAAACUCUAUGUGUCAGGAGUUUUUCUGGCCUGGCAUUGACCUGUCUGAGUGCCUGCAGUAUCCAGACUUCAGUGUGGUUGUCCUUUAUAAAAAAGUUAUCAUUGCCUUUGGCUUCAUGGUUCCUGACGUGAAGUACAAUGAAGCUUACAUUUCAUUUCUGUUUGUCCAUCCUGAGUGGAGAAGAGCAGGGAUCGCAACUUUCAUGAUUUAUCAUCUGAUUCAGACCUGCAUGGGCAAGGAUGUGACCCUUCACGUCUCGGCAAGCAACCCUGCUAUGCUGCUCUACCAGAAGUUUGGAUUCAAGACUGAAGAGUACGUCUUAGAUUUCUAUGAUAAAUAUUACCCGUUGGAGAGUACGGAGUGUAAACACGCGUUCUUCCUGAGGCUCCGGCGCUGA